This is a messenger RNA of Thyridium curvatum, 1218 nucleotides long. RefSeq lists its product as uncharacterized. The transcript is spliced from 5 exons. The record is from RefSeq and is a predicted model, not a curated record. Bases 1 to 1218 code for a protein of 405 amino acids. Gene Ontology annotation, molecular function: FAD binding; monooxygenase activity. Lineage: Eukaryota; Fungi; Ascomycota; Sordariomycetes; Thyridiales; Thyridiaceae.
AUGCCGUCUCAAACCAGCUGGCGGGAACUAGACGUGGCUGUUAUCGGAGGCGGCAUAGGAGGCCAAGCUACUGCCACAGCCCUGCGCCGCCAGGGCCACAGAGUAACAAUCUAUGAGCGCGCAGACUUUGCUGGCGAGGUUGGAGCUUCCAUUUCUUGUGCCGCGAACGGAACCCGUUGGCUUGAGGAAUGGGGUGUCAAUAUCGCGCUCGGCGAUCCCGUUAUCCUUCGGAACUUGAUCAGUCGCGACUGGAAGACUGGCGAGGCUAUAAACGUGUACGACUUGUCAGAUUACAAAGAGAAAUGGGGAUAUGUAUACAACAUGUUCCACCGACAGUAUAUGCACCGCAUGCUUAUGGAUAGUGCGCUCUCGGAGAGCGGUGAAGGGAAACCAGCGAAGCUUGUGGUCAACCAUAAGGCCCAGGAGAUUGACCUUGAAACUGGAGAGAUUACCUUCACCAAUGGCAACAAGGUAACUCAUGACCUUAUCAUCGGGGCUGAUGGCAUCGGGUCAGCUGUUCGGGUUGCCUUGGGCGUCACGCCCAACCGGCGGCCCGCUACUUGCACAUGUCUUCACGCCAACGUUGAUACCGACAAGGCUGUCAAGCUGGGGCUGGUCGACUAUUCUAAGAACAGCGCGAUUGAGUAUUGGGGUGGCUACAACACCCAUUACAAGAUUGUGCUAUCGCCGUGCAAUGGUGGGCGGCUCUUAUCGUACUACUGCUUUUUCCCUCGAGAGGCGGGCGAUUUGACCGCACAGACUUGGGACCAAGAGGCCACUGUCGAGGAGCUGUUGGCUCCCUACCCUGAUCUGGACCGGCAAGUCUUUAAACAUCUCGAGAUUGGCUAUGAAGUCCGGCCGUGGCGCCUCUGGAUUCAUGAGCCGUACCCACUCUGGCAGAAAGGCCUGGCAUGUAUAAUGGGAGAUGCUGCCCAUCCUAUGAUGCCAGACCAAAGCCAGGGCGCAUGCCAGGCAAUCGAAGAUGCGGCUGCCCUCGGACUUGUGUUUAGUAAAAAGCACUUCCAGGGCGAUAUCCGCGAGGCUCUCGAAGUCUAUGAGCAGGUCCGCAAGCCUAGAGCUACAAAAGUCCAAGCUGCAUCUGCGAGGGCUAGGGAGAACAUCAACGAGCGAAUCGGGUUCUCCAGUAAUACGAAACUCCCGGUGUACAACGUCUCAGACGAGGAGAGCAAGCUCACAAUUGAGGAGAUGAAUCUGUAG